AUGGCUUGCACGAUAUCAUCAGUUUCAGCUUCUACAAAUGGGAUAUUUGACUUAAGUGAUGUAAAAAACAAAAUUCUCCAAUGGAAAUCACAAAAAAUAAAUGCCUUAUGUCCAUCAAACAGGAACCAACUCCAAAGUUUACUGAAUUUAGUAUGCAGCACAGCGCAGCCUACGAAUGUAACUUUACGAGAUUCUUGUAUCACAUGUUUUUCAAGGGUAACUGCAAUGCCAGAGGGACCUCAAGAGUUGAACGCCCUGAGUACGUGUGCUAUUCAGUACUUUACAAAUACUUCUUACAGCACAUGUGCUACUGCUCUAGUGGCUUUAUCUACUUCUGCACUGAAUGUUCAACCAUCUGGAUGUUAUAUGGGAUAUUGUGACUUCGUACGUUGUUUGAGAAGAGUAAAUUCUGUCAAUUUAAUAACUCAAUGCACGAGAGAAGCAAGAACAGGUGUAAACAUAACCGUUGACGCAGACAAUGUACGCUUCUUCACGAACAUCACAUCCUGUGUUCUUGCCAAAACAAGAUGCGGUCCAUUCAACCCCAUAACUGGCGAGCCUCAGAACCCUGGCUACACUUCAACGUCGAAUAGAGUCAGCAAUGCUUUACAGUUUUCUGAGAACGGUGAGCUUAGAAUCCUUGCGUUUCCAGCAAGUACACCAGUUUCGUCGUCAUUUUGUUCGACACUAAGUAAUCUAACGCAAACAAGCUGGUUAUCAAAUGUUUGCUAG
Molecule: messenger RNA, 732 nt
Organism: Leptidea sinapis
Lineage: Eukaryota; Metazoa; Arthropoda; Insecta; Lepidoptera; Pieridae
Exons: 7
Coding region: 1-732 (243 amino acids)
Source: RefSeq, a predicted model, not a curated record